This is a messenger RNA of Echinops telfairi (small Madagascar hedgehog), 2983 nucleotides long. RefSeq names its product chromosome unknown C16orf72 homolog (gene HAPSTR1). Lineage: Eukaryota; Metazoa; Chordata; Mammalia; Afrosoricida; Tenrecidae. The record is from RefSeq and is a predicted model, not a curated record. Bases 1 to 828 code for a protein of 275 amino acids. The transcript is spliced from 4 exons.
AUGGGCGUCAUCAUAGGGGGCGGGGAGGUGGGCUCGGUGCUCACCGAGGACUCCGGAAACUGGGCCUCCCACUCGGCGGGCACACGUGGCCCAGGAGUGUGCCUGCCUGGCACUAGCACCCUGCUCGCGCUGCUGCAGGACUUCCCGGGGGCGCAAGGCGCCAGCGAGGCCCCAGUCUUUUCUUUCUCUGUCUCUCUCGUCUCUUGCUCUUGUUUCCCUUCUGCAGACCGAGUGUGUCAGCAGCCAGGACUUUCUCUCUGGGUUCCCUUCCAAAACGCAGCCACCGCGGUCACCAACCUCUACAAAGAAAGCGUGGAUACCCAUCAGCGGAGUUUUGAUAUUGGCAUUCAGAUUGGCUAUCAGCGACGCAAUAAGGAUGUGUUGGCAUGGGUUAAAAAACGCAGAAGAACUAUCCGCAGAGAAGAUUUGAUCAGCUUCUUGUGCGGGAAAGUUCCUCCACCACGGAACUCUAGAGCUCCCCCAAGACUGACUGUAGUGUCCCCUAACCGAGCUACUCCAACGGAAACUAGCUCAUCUGUAGAGACUGAUUUGCAACCCUUCCGGGAAGCCAUAGCUCUGCAUGGUCUUAGUGGUGCAAUGGCUAGUAUAAGCGUGCGGUCGAGUACCCCAGGCUCUCCUACACAUGUAAGCAGUGGAUCGAAUGCUAGUCGAAGGAGAAAUGGACUCCAUGAUAUGGAUUUGAACACUUUCAUAUCAGAAGAAAUGGCACUCCAUUUGGACAAUGGUGGCACUAGAAAGCGCACCUCAGCCCAGUGUGGCGAUGUCAUUACAGACUCACCAACCCAUAAACGCAACCGAAUGAUCUAAACUGCAGCCACGGCCACACCCACCAUGCUGCUUGAAAGCCACUCGAAUCCUCAACAUAUAUUAUCGCAAAGGAGACACGAGGCCAUCUUCCCGUGGUCAUUGUUUAAGGCGUGAAUUCCAGUGGUUGCCAUAAAAGGAAGUUCUCUAGGUAUUUCCGGUAGAUGCCUCGUGUCACUACGGCUUUCUUUAAACAAACAUAGAAUCCUAGCAGAGGACAUCAGAUACUGUGUAGUCGUUCGCAAGAUCAUCCUAUCCUAGGCAAACACAUAUCCGUUCCAAGGCUAAAAGUGACCUUAACUGUAUUUAUUCUCAAAGGGAAAGGGAAUAGCAGAUGUUUAUUUGAUUAUAGAAUGCUUUAUUUUUUUUCUCCAUUACCUGCUGUGUUGAGUAUUUUGCUUCAACAGUAUUGCUAGUCUUUCAGAAUGGUUUCGAACCCUGAUUUGGCUUCCAUUGUUGGUACAGCAGCAGCACUGUGCCACGCACCUGGUCUCUAGAGAGUCAGGCAGCGGGUGUAUCCCCUCGGACUAGUCCCCUCUAACCCCAACCCAUUUUCAGUUUCCUAAGCAGUUUCUAAUUCUGGUGAUUGUGUGGUGUACAGAGGUGCUAUGAUGGUCACGCAAAUAAUAUUUACUAUUGAAUCAGUACUCAGUGGUAUUGGGAGUCAGUGUGUGUGUAUGUGUACAUGUACGCACACACGAGCGAAUACGAGUAGGGGCGUGUGCUAGUGCGCCCCAAACAGCAUUAUCAUUAAACGCUGCGGCCCGUCCCCAGAUCUAUAGCCUUGGUCCUCUAUUUUCAGGCAAGCCCUACUUUCUGUCCUGUGGUUAAGUGUUAGCACAGACACUUAAGGUGACAGGUGGGCGGGGAGAGGUGUGUGUGUGCGUGUGCGCAUGCACACACACUUGAGUGGGCUUCCUUUGGGUGCACCAGAAAUGAGCACGUGGGAGGAGGGAGGAGGAUGGGUGGGCUUGGUGUCCUGUUGGAUAUGCCUUUGAAAGCCCAACUUGCUUAGUGCGUGUUGGAAUAAGGUGGAGGUCUCUUGAGGCUGCCUUAAGAGACAGCCUUACAGAGCAAAAUGUGGGCCCACGCAAGGUCCAGAAGAGGGGUGGGGGUCAGUGAAAUGACACACAAGAUCCCGGAGACUCUAGGCAGACACGACAGCAAAGCUGGCGACUGCGCCCUUCUGGAGUCAACAGCCUGCUCACAGCGAUGCAUGUCUUGGAGCGUGUUUCAUCCUGGUCCUUACUGUCUUGACCUGAACCAUAGCCGUAGAGGAAGAGCUGAUGUCAGCCUGUCAGGGACUCAUUUAGUCUAUCCUCUUCUGUUUCAAGUAGGACAGUGGAAAUGUUUCCUUGCAGACACGUUAGCCCUCCCUUAUCAGUUACUUUUUAAUCCUUUAAAGACGAUUGCAAAUCAGUGUAAGGAUUUUUGCGGGCCUCACUUACUGCACUUUAUUAAAGUUUGCAAUUCCUUCCACAUUUAGUCACCUCUGUGUGUGUGUGUGUGUGUUUGAAGAACCCUGGCUCAGUUCACUGUCAACGUGUACUGGCCAGUGGGGAAAGGAGCUGCAAGGCUGGGUGAGCUAGGCGUUCUGGGCCCAAGAGAGGCCCAGCCCUCAUGUAAACAAAUGGAUUUCAGGCUUGAAAUUAGGAACGCUAGUCAGGUAACUGCAGAUGUGAACCCCCGUUCCCCCCCACACGAAUAGCAUAGAGGAAGAGGUCAUCUUUGAAGAGCACCAGGCAGGUCUGUGAUGGCUCUCAGUAAGUCGCCUUCCCUUUGGAAUAGACCUAGACUUGCAUGCCUGGGAAGUCCCUGCCCCUCUCCCCAAUCUUUGGGUGUCAGUCUAGAGUGGGGUGGGGCCUUGCUCUCAAGGAGGGGUCAAGGCUGCUGUUCCCCAAGGAUGUUGAAACCGAGGAGCACUCGUCAGUCAUCUCCACUGGCCUCUUAAGAUGAAUGAAAAGGGUUUGAUACUCCCCAACCCCAUUUAUAUUUUUUGUUUAAAUCGGUGCUCUGAUACGUACCCUUUACUCUCAGUUGUCAAAAUUUUGCUAAACUGUGUGCCAUUUUCUUUGGUAGAGAAAGCGGGUCUUCCUGUCUGCCGGAACCCAAUUUAUAUGCCUUCACAUUGGCUCCAUUAAACUUGUACAAACCUUGA